CGCUGUGAUCGAUUUAACUUUACUCGAAAUACGUCAUGUGCUGAAGAAGUAACUUACCUCUCUCUCUCUCUCUCUCUCUCUCUCUCUCUUUUCUUACAUAACAAAAAAACAUGGUUUCCUUUACAGGAUUCCUGCUGAUUUACAUAUCUGGAGGACUAACUUUCCUACCACUGAUGCUACUAUUUGCUUUUAUUUACAACAAAGGAGGCAUUCAAACAUUACUCCCUCGUCCCACGUCCAAACCUGUAGCUCAUGUGUAUAAAGAUCCGGACACGGUAAUCGUGAAAAAAGGAUGGGUUCGCAUCACUAAUCAAUACCAACCGAAAAUGCCCGACCUUCCACCCAACAAUCACGGCAACAAUAAUGGCAUAAUCUCUGGCCUUCAAUCGUACGUUGGUAAAGAACAACAAAGAAAGGGGUUGGUGUAUGCGAUUUUAAAGCAUGGAAGCUUGUUUUGUUAUGAGUCUGAAAAGCAACAAGAGGUUAUUAUGGUUAUUCCUAUACAAGAUUUUUCAGUGUCAUUGUAUCCUCCUCUUAAAGAGGAUACGCCCGAAGGACUCAUCUAUAGUCGUACAGUGGUGGUACGCUUGGUCCCAAAGUCCAUUUCGCCGCACGAUACAGACUCAAUCUCCGUAUGUACAUUGCCCGAAGAAGAUAUUACAGUCAACCCCAAUCGCAUCUUAUAUCUUACAUGUGCCCGCAACAUUGAUAAGGAAGAUUGGUAUCUCGGUUUGGUGGAGGCACAACACGUCUUGACUGAUCCCGAAGAAAAAGAAAACUAUGUGAUGAUGGAUAGUACGCAUUUUGAUCCUGAUACGAUGGAAGAGCUGAUACGUCAAGUGCAAUCCUCACCCAGUCAUCGUGAAACAGCUUGGAUAAAUGCUGUCUUUGGUAGAUUAUUUUUAGGAAUGUAUAAAACUGAUCGUUUGAAGAACUUUGUGGAGAACAAGAUUCGUAAAAAAAUUGACAAGACAAAACGCCCUACGUUUUUAGACGAGAUUACGGUUCGAAAAGUGGAUAUUGGUGGGACAGUACCAUUUAUUACUGACCCUAAAUUGCUCUCGCUCUCGCCUCAAGGUGAAGUAAUUGUGGAAGCUAAAGUAGAUUAUCAUGGUGGUCUUACCAUCGAAAUAGAAACCGAUUUUAACUGGUCAUAUUCAUCCUUAAUGAAACCUAUUCGUAUGCAUCUUGUUUUAUCUGUCAAGCUCAAGAAAUUAGCAGGUCGCAUGAUGUUUAAAUUAAAAGCACCACCAACCAACCGUUACUGGCUUGCCUUUUUUGAAAUGCCCGAAAUGGAAUGGGAAAUCACGCCCAUUGUAGCUGACAAACAAAUCAAAUUAUCCAUUGUCACUAACGCUAUUGAAUCUCGUAUUCGUGAAGUUAUGGCCGAGACCUUCGUGUUACCAAAUAUGGAUGAUACCCCGUUUUGUCCGUCGGGUGGAAAAGGCGGUAUAUUUGGUGAGUAUAUCAAGGUUAAACAAAAGAAAAAAGCAAAUACCAAACCCUUUGUCCAUGAGGAAAACAGUCAUCGUCAUUCAAGACAGGAUUCAGGCUCUAGUGAGCAUUCGAAUGUAAGAGACACGCCAACUGUACCUGAAGUCGUCGAAAAGCCUGCUGCCGCUGACGUACUAAAGUUACCCUCCCGUCGAGCUGAAUCUGCCACAGAGCUGGCUGUCGGUGUCGAUCAAAAGAAUGAAUUACUGCCUGAUCAUUCCCCUGUAUUAGAAACAUCUUAUUCGACACCUACUAUGCAGGUUGUGCAACCCACACCCUUUCUCGCUGAGCAACAUAACCAAUCCGCCAUAUCUCUUGAUCAGAAAUCAACAGCGGAAUCAACACAUAGCACAGGUAGCAAUAAGUGGCAGACAACGGGUAGUUAUAUAAGAAAACGUAUGCAUAAAGGUGUUGAUGAAGACCAUAGUGAUUCAGAAAGUGUAAAAUCGACCAACAAAACGAACCAAUCUGGCUUUCUUAACAAGAUCUCCAAUUUUCUACCAGCAGACAGUGUCCCAGCUUCCGAUAGUGCAUCUGUAAAAUCAGCGUCGUCUACCAACUCCAAUAAGAGAAACUCGCUUAUUCACAUGGCAGAAAACUUUUUGACAAAAAAGGCGAAUGGACAUGAUGAUACUAUCAGUGAAGAGAAGAAGGGUAUGUAUGCUGAAAGAAUCGCGAAUAUGCGUAAACGAGCAGGAGAAAAGAUUGCAUCCAUCUCAAAUAUCGGCCCUCCUUUACCACCACCUAUUGUUAAUAAGUAUCCUCCAACCUCCAAUAAGCAUCUUUUGGAUGAAGACAUGACGGAAUCCGAACAAAACACACUUCCUUCAUUGAAACCUCGUCGUGAAAGAUCCUCUUCUGUUGCGCAUAGCGAGUCAGUAUCUUCCACAUUAUCAAAUCCACAUUCAUUACCACCUCUUCCUCCUCGUCGUAACUCGACACCCAUUCCUGUAUCUGAAGACUUGGUUGAAAGUAGUGUGCAAGGUAUACCCAGAACACAUGUGAUGGAAGCAGCAAUUACUGAAGAGCCUGAUACGGGCUUGGAUGAUCACAAGUCAGUAGAAGAAAAACCUCCAUUACCUACCACACCAAGACCUCCUUUUUCAGAUUCUAAGCCUCAUCCUAUACCUGAUUUACCACCCCGAAAUAUCCACUCUCCUCCUCCAGCUAUUCCUCCCAGACAUUAAAAAUAAAAUAACAUAAGCCUUUUA
Messenger RNA from Mucor mucedo, 2705 nucleotides. Its product is annotated as putative integral membrane protein conserved region-domain-containing protein. Gene Ontology annotation, cellular component: endoplasmic reticulum; ERMES complex. Gene Ontology annotation, biological process: phospholipid transport. NCBI's taxonomy places the organism in Eukaryota, Fungi, Mucoromycota, Mucoromycetes, Mucorales, Mucoraceae. The transcript has a single exon. The record is from RefSeq and is a predicted model, not a curated record. The coding region runs from base 111 to 2681 and encodes 856 amino acids. Gene Ontology annotation, molecular function: lipid binding.